Lemur catta (Ring-tailed lemur) is the source of this 3267-nucleotide messenger RNA. It is a transcript of the gene TYW5, whose product is annotated as tRNA-yW synthesizing protein 5. The record is from RefSeq and is a predicted model, not a curated record. Gene Ontology annotation, biological process: wybutosine biosynthetic process. Gene Ontology annotation, molecular function: tRNA binding; 2-oxoglutarate-dependent dioxygenase activity. NCBI's taxonomy places the organism in Eukaryota, Metazoa, Chordata, Mammalia, Primates, Lemuridae. The transcript is spliced from 8 exons. The coding region runs from base 32 to 979 and encodes 315 amino acids.
AAGGCUUGCCAGAGGGCGGGCGUGACCAGCCAUGGCCGGGCAGCGCUUCCCAGUACCCCGGCUCGAGGGCGUUUCGCGGGAGCAGUUCAUGCAGCAUCUCUACCCACAGAGAAAACCUCUCGUGUUGGAAGGGAUUGAUUUGGGGGCAUGUACAAGCAAGUGGACAGUGGAUUACCUAAGCCAAGUUGGAGGAAAGAAAGAAGUAAAGAUUCAUGUUGCUGCAGUUGCACAGAUGGACUUCAUUAGUAAGAACUUUGUAUAUAGAACUUUACCUUUUGACGAGUUAGUUCAGAGGGCAGCUGAAGAAAAGCAUAAAGAAUUCUUUAUUUCUGAGGAUGAGAAAUACUACUUACGGUCACUUGGAGAAGACCCUAGAAAGGAUGUUGCAGAUAUCAGAAAGCAGUUUCCUUUACUGGAAGGAGAUAUUAAGUUUCCAAAAUUCUUCAAAGAGGAGCAGUUCUUUUCCAGUGUUUUUCGAAUUAGUUCACCAGGAUUACAACUUUGGACUCACUAUGAUGUAAUGGAUAACUUCUUAAUACAAGUGACAGGAAAAAAGCGUGUUGUACUCUUCAGUCCUCGAGAUGCCCAGUAUUUAUAUUUAUCAGGUACUAAAUCAGAAGUUCUGAAUAUAGAUAACCCAGAUGUGGCUAAAUAUCCACUCUUUUCCAAGGCUAGAAGAUACGAAUGUUCCCUUGAAGCUGGUGAUGUAUUAUUCAUUCCCGCUUUAUGGUUCCAUAAUGUAAUUUCUGAAGAGUUUGGAGUGGGAGUGAAUAUCUUUUGGAAGCACCUUCCAUCUGAAUGCUAUGAUAAAACGGAUACCUAUGGAAACAAAGAUCCUAUAGCAGCAUCAAGAGCUGCACAAAUUUUGGACAGAGCCUUAAAAACACUAGCUGAAUUACCAGAGGAAUACAGGGACUUCUAUGCAAGGCAAAUGGUCUUACACAUUCAAGACAAAGCCUACAGCAAGAACUUUGAGUAAAUAAUUAAGUGAAUGCAACAAAUAUAAACAUUUUAAUAAAAUUUAUUUAGCUCAAAUACUGGAAAAGUACAAAGAUAUAAAUUUUUAAAGAUACACUUUGUCAAAAUAGGGAAGAAAAAUCAAUUUCAAAUUUACAAAUUAAGUAAGUAUGAAGGAGUAUGUGUGGUAUCUACGUGAUACAGAUUAUUACAGAUUAAAGAAUACUAUAUGGGACCAUUAGCUUUCAGUUGCAAAUCACUAAAAAUCCAAUUUAAAAUGACUUAAACAAUAAGAAAAGAUAUUGAAUUUUGAUACAUGUAAUUUACUGAUAGAAUGGACUUCAGUGUUUCCAAUCCAGUAACUCAGUAAUGUCGUCAAGAACCUUGGGAGUCUUUUUUCCCUCUUUUCAAACACAGCACUGGCAUCAUCCUAAGGCUGGCUACCCUCGUGGUCAUGGGAUGAUUGCCAGUAGCAGUUGGGGCCUUGUGCAUCUUCAUUUACAUGCAGUGGAAGAGUCAGGCUGGAUUCCAGGGGCUCUGUCUUAAUAUGAGAAAGCUUUCCCAGAAUUCGCUUUCAAAUUUUUGGGUCUCAUUGCUUAAAAGUGCCUUACACCUGUCCACCUAUACAAGGCAGUUGGGUCUAGUGGAGCUAAGAAUAGAAUCCUCUUUCUUUGAGGUGUAUGAGGCAUAUAUGGGGGAAUGGAUAAUUUGUUUUAAAUCAGGUUUCUGAUAGGAAAGGAGAAAAGGUGGGCAACCAACAAUGUCUACUACAUUUGCCUAGCAUCUUUUUUUUUCUUUUUUCUAGAAUUAGAAUCUUUUGAUGAGCUUUUUUAAACAUGCAGGUGCCUAGACCACAACUUUGUAGACUUUGAUUCAGUAUGUUGGGUUUUGGUAUAGACUUCACAACGUAUUUCAAUGCAUAAUGAGGACUGAGAAUUAUUAGAUUUAAUGAUAGUGAUUUGAAUUAUUAGUUUUGUGAUUUGUCCAAAACAAAUGUUUGGUCUGAUCCUGGUCUGUCUUGUCACCCAAUGUCAGGUCUGUCCCUUUUUUUCGUUUUUGAAUGUGGGAAAAUAAAUCAGUUUUAAUUUAUACUUAUGUCUAAACCUUAACCUAAUUCAAGUUUUGCCCACUAGAUAUUUUUUUCACCUAUUCCUUUUUUAAAAGAAGAAUUUCUUGUUUUAAAGAAUGAAUAAAUGAGAGAUCCUAAUAGUCAUUGAAAACAGUGAGCCAUUGUGUGUGGAUCUGUGCUAUUCUUUGUUUUGCACCUAGUAAUUAUAUUGUAAUGUCACUGAAGAAAGACCAAAUAUAUUUACUGAACACAAAUGUGCCCAUCUAAAGCAAUCUCUGAGUACGUGAAUUUGGUACGUUUUAAUUAUGGAGAAAAUCAUUUUCUCUACUGAAGAUAAUCCACCCACUCAAGUCCUAUGUUUGGAGUUGGAUUAAUUUCAGGUAUAAAAAGCAAAUUAUAGUAAAUAAGGGAAAGUAUAUAAAAAAUUCUGAAUUUCCUAAGCAUCUUUGGAAAGAGAUAAUGAAGUUACUCAGGUCAACAAAGGUGAAAAAAGAGUCCAUCAGAAAAAGAAUUGUUUUAAUAUAUUAGCUAGAUCUAAUUGUCAGAUUUUGAUCUUUGAUUACUUCUUAAGCUAAGCAAAGAAUUUCUUUAAUGAUUCCUUUUCCUUCAUGAAGGAAGGAAAAAGAUAAAACCCCUUAGUUUGCACAGUACUUACAGUCAGCUUUUAAUAAAUCUUCCUUAGUUUUUUCUUUUUUUCUUAGCCAGUAAGAGAGAAUCUAUACAAAGUAUAAAUCUAGAGUCAUGUAGAAAACUUGGAAGUAAAACAGAUUACAAUUUGCCCACUGUGAAUAUUCAUUGUAAUUAAGUUGCACAGCGGGGAAGCAAAACUGGAUGACCUUAUUAUGCAAGUUAAAUAACUUUUAUGAAGCUUAUUUCCAUCUUUAAAAUAGAAUAUGUACUUCAUAGGAGAUAGUUCAAGGCUAUAAAAUGCAAGGGGAUAGGGAUAGUUCAAGGGCAGGUACAUAGUUGAUGGCUGGUGAUAGUUAUUCCAUUUAAUAAUAUACCCUCUUUGCUGAGAGAUUUGUUACAGUAUUAUAAUAUUUAGAAAGCUAAAGAUGACCCCUUUGGGAAGUUUUAAAUUUAUUUCCCUGGUCAUAAUUUUUAACGUUAGGGUCUAUGUAUUUUAGAUACAAAAUAUUUUAAUCUUUUUUGCCUACUGGGUUAAGACCAAAUGAGAUGUUUAUUUUUAAUGUAUAAAAUAUUAUGCAGUAUAUGUUAGCUGCAACUCCUCAGGAAUUCCA